Messenger RNA from Sinocyclocheilus anshuiensis, 957 nucleotides. RefSeq lists its product as uncharacterized. The transcript is spliced from 11 exons. The record is from RefSeq and is a predicted model, not a curated record. Bases 154 to 957 code for a protein of 267 amino acids. NCBI's taxonomy places the organism in Eukaryota, Metazoa, Chordata, Actinopteri, Cypriniformes, Cyprinidae.
AAAAACACCUACAGCUGUGUGCUCAACAAUCCCAUCAGCAACCAGACUCAACAUCUGGACAUCACUCAACUCUGUCACACAUGUUCAGCACAAGGACUGUCCUCUGGCAUUAAAGUGGGGAUAGGUGUUGUUGUCUUCCUGCUGGUUGCUGGGAUGGGUGCUGUGGUUUACUAUUGCUACAACAAAUUUGACAAAACAAAAGAAAAAAAUAAUCAAACUCCUAUGGAACAAGCUAUUCCACUAAACAAUGGUCGAGUUCUUGGGGAAGAAGCUGAUAACCCAAAUAAUGUAGCUGAAGAAAUUGCUUAUCAGCAGAGAGAUUUACCAGAUGGUCAGGACGAACGUGGUCCACUUAUUGAUGGUCGAGUUCUUGGGGAAGAAGCUGAUAACCCAAACAAUGGUCAGGAAGAAUGUGAUCCACAGCAGGAUAUGUUUCAUUCCGAACCAGAUCAACUGAAGAAAAUAACAGUGAAGCAAGGAGAAACAGUCACUCUAAAGACUGGUGUUACUGACAUGCAGAGAGAUGAUCUGCUACGGUGGAAGUACGCUGAUUCCAGAGUAUCUGAAUCCACAACCUUAUUUAGUGUCAUCGCCGUAUGCAAUAAAAGGACCGCUAGGAUCGCAGUAAAGGAAGGUCCUGGAGGGAAAUUCAAAGACAGACUACAGCUGGACCAUCAGACUGGAAAUCUCACGAUCAAGAACAUGAGAGUCAAAGACACUGGGCAUUUUAAACUAGAGAUCAAGAACAACAAACAUCAGCUGACAAAAACCAUCAAAGUCAAUGUCUGUGCUUCCACAAAAAAGCAAGGGGACGAUCCAAAUGAGACAAAUUUGUCCUUGAUACCAGAAGAGGACCCCAGCAACACUAGUACAUAUACUGUGGAGCCGAUGGACACGGCCGAUGCAUCUUUUACUCCAUGCAUCUUUUAUGUUGGCCGCUAUAUCAUCGUGCAUUGA